Messenger RNA from Cottoperca gobio, 11450 nucleotides. RefSeq names its product calcium channel, voltage-dependent, T type, alpha 1H subunit a (gene cacna1ha). The transcript is spliced from 38 exons. Gene Ontology annotation, cellular component: membrane; voltage-gated calcium channel complex. The record is from RefSeq and is a predicted model, not a curated record. Gene Ontology annotation, molecular function: high voltage-gated calcium channel activity. Lineage: Eukaryota; Metazoa; Chordata; Actinopteri; Perciformes; Bovichtidae. The coding region runs from base 23 to 7306 and encodes 2427 amino acids. Gene Ontology annotation, biological process: calcium ion import across plasma membrane.
UGGAGUCCUGAGGUUCAGGAGCAUGAAGACCAGGAACCGGAACUGGAAGUGGAAGUUGGACCAACAUUGGGAGUUCGCAUCAGGGCUCCUAUUCGGGAUCCGGACUGCAGUCUCGGAGGAGGAGGAGGAGCUGCAGCCGUACCCAGCCCUGGCCCCCGUGGCCUUCUUCUGCUUAAAGCAAACAACAAGGCCUCGCAACUGGUGUCUUCGCGUUGUCUGUAACCCGUGGUUCGAGCACUUUUCCAUGCUGGUGAUCCUGCUCAACUGCGUGACUCUGGGGAUGUUCCAGCCCUGUGAAGACGUCACCUGCCAGUCAGAGUGGUGCCGCAUCCUACAGGUACUGGACGACUGUAUUUUUGCUUUCUUUGCUGUGGAAAUGGUCAUCAAGAUGGUGGCCCUGGGAAUUUUUGGCCCCAAUUGUUACCUUGGUGACAAGUGGAACCAACUUGACUUCGUCAUCGUCAUGGCAGGGGUGAUGGAGUAUUCUCUGGAUGGCCAUAAUGCCAGUCUGUCAGCCAUCCGUACCGUCCGAGUGCUCAGGCCAUUGCGGGCCAUCAACAGAGUACCAAGUAUGAGGAUCUUGGUGACACUGCUGUUGGACACCCUGCCCAUGCUGGGAAACGUCCUUCUCCUCUGCUUCUUUGUCUUUUUCAUCUUUGGCAUCGUGGGAGUCCAGCUGUGGGCGGGGCUACUGCGCAACCGCUGCUUCCUGGGAGAAGACAUCAGGACAAUGUACAACUUGUCCAUGAGUCCCUACUACAUGUCCGAGGAGGGUGAAGACAGCCCAUUUAUCUGCUCGGCUCCCCGCGAGAACGGGAUGCUGCGCUGCCACAGUUUGCCGAACCAAACAGAGGGCGAGGCCGAGUGCUCAUUGGCCGCUCCCCACCAAAGUUCAGCUCUGAUCGGAAUGGGCGGGGCCAGUGUUAACGGCUGUGUUAACUGGAACCAGUACUAUAAUGAGUGUCGCCCCGGAGACCUCAACCCUCACAAGGGAGCUGUCAACUUUGACAAUAUCGGCUAUGCUUGGAUAGCCAUAUUCCAGGUCAUCACACUGGAAGGAUGGGUAGAUAUCAUGUACUAUGUCAUGGACGCUCACUCCUUCUACAAUUUUGUAUAUUUUAUACUGCUCAUUAUCGUGGGCUCUUUCUUCAUGAUCAACUUGUGCCUCGUGGUCAUCGCCACCCAGUUCUCUGAGACAAAGCAAAGGGAGAACGCCCUGAUGAGGGAGCAGCGUGCUCGCUACAUGUCAAAUGACUCAACGCUCGCCAGCUACAGCGAACCAGGCUCAUGCUACGAGGAGAUGCUACGCUACAUCAGCCACCUUUAUCGCAAGUUCACACGCAGACUGCAGAGGAUAUACUCUGGGUGGCACAGUAAAAGGCGUAAAAAGGUGAAUCCUAACGGCGGUGGUGGAGGCAGCAACGGUGGGGGUAACGGACACGGCCACGGCUCCAGCAGGGGCUGCGGAGGCUUAGGCCCGGGUAGCGCUUUGUGGUUGAGACCGAUCCAUAACCUUCUGCAGCACCAUCAGCACCAGCACUGUCGCCUCAGCAACGGUGGGCAGCACACCAUCACCGUGGCAACCGCCGAGCACACGGAUGGAGAAGGAGGGGAGGAGCUGGAGAUGAAGUCGCUUCCUGUCCGGAGAGGAAGUACAAAUGGAAAUAACAGUGGCGGCCCGUCGGUUGUCACCCAGGGCAUGGGGGCAUUGCUCGGGCGUCUGAACGGGGGGAUGAACUAUCCGACCAUACUGCCGUCGUUUGUGUGCAGCUACAGCAGUAAGACGCCGCCCCCCCACUCCCAGCAGUGUGGGCACAGCCCAGAGCAGCACCCACCAAACCACCCAGCAUCUGAACACACAGAGACACUGAACAAGCUCUACCAGCUCAUGGGGCAACACAGUCGCCAGAGGCUGCUGUACCAGCUGGCAGGCGUGGUGCCCAGCCCUCUGCUCUUGGAGCUGCUCAGCUGCCCUCAGUGUGCCCGCAGCCUGGAGACCUUGGAGCUGGAACUGGGAGACCUGGAGGGAGGCAGGGGAGAGGCGGACGGACUGCACGACUUCCCCCAGGGGGGAGAUCUGAGAGGCGGACGAGGUCGGAGUCGACGACGAGGGGUCGUGGACUUAAAAAAUGGAGUUAUUCGGGCCUGGGUAGGCUUCAGGGAUAAACUGAAGAGGAUCGUGGAAAGUAAAUACUUCAACCGAGGGAUCAUGAUCGCUAUACUCGUCAACACUCUCAGCAUGGGGAUAGAGUACCACGAGCAGCCCGAGGAGUUGACUGAUAUUUUAGAGAUCAGUAACAUCGUUUUCACCAGCAUGUUCGUCCUGGAGAUGGGCUUCAUGCUGCUUGCUUUUGGAUUGUUUGGAUACAUCAGGAACCCCUACAACAUAUUCGACAGCGUCAUUGUGAUCAUCAGUGUGUGGGAGAUAAUUGGUCAAGCAGACGGUGGGUUGUCAGUCCUGCGAACAUUUCGUCUGCUGCGGGUUCUGAAGCUGGUUCGCUUCCUGCCAGCCCUGAGGAGACAACUGGUGGUGCUGAUGAAGACCAUGGACAACGUGGCCACGUUCUGCAUGCUGCUGAUGCUUUUCAUCUUCACUUUCAGUAUACUGGGUAUGCAUCUCUUUGGCUGUAAAUUCAGUCUUCGUAUGGAGAACGGAGACACCAUCCCUGACCGCAAGAACUUUGACUCUCUGCUCUGGGCCAUCGUCACUGUAUUCCAGAUUCUCACCCAGGAGGACUGGAAUGUGGUGUUGUAUAACGGCAUGGCCUCCACCUCUCCAUGGGCCGCUCUCUACUUUGUUGCUCUCAUGACAUUCGGCAACUAUGUGCUCUUCAAUUUACUUGUGGCCAUCUUGGUCGAGGGCUUCCAGGCUGAGGGUGAUGCUAAUCGCUCGGAGUCGGACGAUGAGAAGAAAUCAGACAACUUUGAGGAGGACGAGAAGGUGGAGCAGCUCAGAGACACUGAGCUAAAAAUGUACUCUCUGAUGAUGACAGCCAACGGUCAUGUUGACCCUCGCGGCUCGAUGGCUCCUCCGAUAAUCAUGCGUACUGCAGCCACACCCAUGCCCACUCCUAAGAGCUCUCUGGGACCCGAGUCCGUACUUGGAGAGGAGCUCAUGUACAGAGACGGGGUGCCUCAGUAUGGCGACGUGGGACUGGGGUUUUCCGAAGCAGGAAGCGGUCAUGCGGAUUCUCGCCGUGGAAGCUCCACCUCCAUGGACCCUAUUGCGUAUGACCAGCAUUCUCUGAGCCUCUCCAGUCCCGGCCGGCGCUCCCCUCUUCCUCCCCGCUCAUGGGGAAGCCGUCGCUCCAGCUGGAACAGUCUGGGAAGAGCUCCGAGCCUCAAAAGGCGAGACACCAGCGGAGAGAGGGAGAGCCUGUUGUCUGGGGAGGGAGGUGAGGAGGAAGAUGGCGCGGAGGGCAAGGGGGAGGCCGGGGGAAACGACAGACUACGUCCGGAGACCUUGGAGCUUCUGCAGGCGUCCACUCUCUCCCCUUCCGUAAUAGCGGAGUACGGUGACUGUAACGGGAGGACCCUGACCUACGACCCCAUCGUGAUCUCUGACCCCAAGGAAGACUCCUUGCCGGACGAUGACAUGGAAGAUGAAAGUUCUUUCUGGCACUGGUUCACAAAAGAGCUUCGUAACAUGAAGCCCCGCUGGUGCAAAGAGCAUGAAGACUGGAAUCUGUAUUUGUUCUCUCCAGAGAGCAUAUUGCGUGGGUGGUGCCAAAGUGUCAUCUCUCACAAAUUGUUCGACCAUGUGGUUCUGGUUUUCAUCUUCCUAAACUGCAUCACCAUUGCUCUGGAAAGGCCUGAUAUACAGCUUAACAGCCCGGAGAGAAUGUUUCUGAGUGUGUCCAACUACGUCUUCACUGUGAUCUUCCUGGCAGAGAUGGCCAUCAAGGUUUUAGCUCUGGGUUUCUGCUUCGGGAAGCAGACUUACCUCCAGUCCAGCUGGAACGUUCUGGACGGUUUGUUAGUGUUUGUGUCUCUGGUCGACAUUCUGGUCUCUCUGGCCUAUACUGGCGGAAACAGGAUCCUUGGCAUCCUCAGAGUCCUACGCCUGCUAAGAACGCUACGCCCGCUGAGGGUGAUCAGCAGAGCUCCGGGACUGAAGCUGGUUGUGGAGACGCUCAUCACCUCUCUCAGACCCAUCGGGAACAUUGUCCUCAUCUGCUGCGCCUUCUUCAUUGUCUUUGGCAUCUUGGGGGUGCAGCUGUUCAAGGGGAAGUUCUACCACUGUGAAGGUCUGGACACAAAGAAUGUCACCAACAAGUCCGACUGUCUGCAGGCCAACUACCGCUGGAUACGAAGGAAGUACAACUUUGACAACCUGGUUCAGGCUCUGAUGUCUUUGUUUGUGCUGUCCUGUAAGGAUGGCUGGGUCAACAUCAUGUAUGACGGGCUGGAUGCAGUGGGAGUGGACCAACAGCCUGUCAGGAACCACAACCCCUGGAUGCUGCUCUACUUCAUCUCCUUCCUACUCAUCGUCAGCUUCUUCGUCCUCAACAUGUUUGUCGGUGUCGUGGUGGAGAACUUCCACAAGUGCCGGCAGGACCAGGAAGAGGAGGAGACUCGCUUGCGGGAAGAGAAGAGGCUCAAAAUGAUAGAGAAAAAGCGCAGGAGUAAGGAGAAUGGAGGGGCUGAGGCCAAGCAGAGGCCUUACUAUGCAGACUACUCUCCCCUGCGUCUGUCCAUCCACACACUGUGCACCAGCCACUACCUGGACCUCUUCAUCACCUUCAUUAUCUGCAUCAACGUCUUCACCAUGAGCAUCGAGCACUACGAUCAGCCGCAGUAUUUAGAGGAGGUUCUGAAGUACUGUAACUACGUGUUUACCUGCAUCUUCGUCGUCGAGGCCCUGCUCAAACUUGCGGCAUUCGGCAUACACAGGUUCUUCAAAGACAGGUGGAAUCAGCUGGAUAUAGCUAUAGUGGCACUGUCGAUCGUGGGCAUCACUCUGGAGGAGCUGAAAAUGAGCUCGGCACUGCCCAUAAAUCCUACCAUCAUCAGAAUCAUGAGAGUACUCAGAAUAGCACGAGUGCUGAAACUUCUGAAGAUGGCCACAGGGAUGCGAUCUCUGCUGGAUACCGUCAUGCAAGCGCUGCCGCAGGUGGGAAAUCUCGGUCUCCUCUUCAUGCUGCUCUUCUUCAUCUACGCUGCGCUGGGAGUGGAGCUCUUUGGCAAACUGGAGUGCAAUGAAAAAAACCCAUGCGAGGGUCUGAGUCGUCACGCCACCUUUGAGAACUUUGGGAUGGCCUUCCUCACACUGUUUCGAGUGUCCACUGGAGACAACUGGAAUGGGAUUAUGAAAGACACGUUAAGGGAGUGUUUUCCACACGAACGCCAUUGUCUCACCUACCUGCCUUUGAUCUCUCCAAUCUACUUUGUCACUUUUGUGCUCAUGGCCCAGUUUGUGCUGGUCAAUGUGGUGGUGGCUGUGUUGAUGAAACAUCUAGAGGAAAGCAACAAGGAGGCGAAAGAGGAUGCAGAGAUGGAUGCAGAGAUCGCCUUGGAGAUGGCUAUGGAGAGGCAACGCAAAUUAAGCACAACCUCCAACAACAGUUCGGCGGGAGGAACUUAUGUUGGGCCGUGUCCAAAUUCACCUGGAGAGGAGGAAGAGGAAGAGGUGCAGUACGUUGACCAGAACCUGCUGUCGUCAAGGAAGAUGUCGGUAUCCAGGAUGCACUCUCUGCCUAACGACAGCUACAUGUUCCGGCCCGUGCGGCCCGCCAGCGCCCCCUACCCUUUGGAGGAGGUAGAGCUCAGUCCCCAGCACCAGCAUUCAGGCUCAGUGACGUCGGUCCACUCCCAGCCAUGUGAAAGUCGCGCGCUUCUGCAGGUACCGGACGUUUCCCCGGUUCACCCUCGCUCACCUCCCACCCUCACCCUGCCCCGUAUCGCCCCGCCCACUCCCAUCCCGUCCCCACGAGCCCUGCACAGACAGGUCGCAGUUAAUGGGGAUUCUGUGGAGUCCCAGAGUUAUGAGCAACAGGAGAGGCCCAACCCUGUCCGUCUGCCUCCCCUCUCCCCUUCUCCCCUCUCUGCUCAUGCUUCCUCCCCGUCUCCCCUGCCUCCUCCUCCUCCCUCCUCCCCCUCAGCCCUCUCUCUCCCACCCUUUCCUCUGCUGUCCUCCCCCUCUCCCCUCCCUCCUCUGCCAUCUUCCCCCCCGCUUCUUCUCCCUCCACCUCCAUCCCCCCGUCUCCCCUUGCGCCCUCCCAGCCUACGGAGACCUAGACCGCCCUCUCCUGUCUCCCUCUGCGACCCGGCAGACGAGGAGGUGUAUCACAUCACCAGCUCAGCCUGCCACAGAUGGAGAGACGAGGAGGGAGGAGACCGCAGCCACUCCCUCUCCCCAUACACCGCCUCCUCCUCCUCCCCUCCGCCUCCCCCGCUACCGCCUUCCUCAUCAAGGAGCGCGCUCAGCCUGCUUGGGGCGGGACUGACGGACCGUGACUUCAAGAAAGGUUUAAGCGUUGACAACCAGGCCUUCCUGGACGAGCCGCCGUCAUUGUCUGCUGGUUACGCUGACGACCAUCGGCGGCACUCUAUUGAGGUCUGCCUCCCACAGGCUGUCAUCACCCGUGAUGACCAACACUUUACACGCGAGGCACACCGGUCAGAAAAAGGUGGUCAGGUAUUUCCUGUGAGGGUGCAGUCGGUCGGGGGCGGUCACAGAAAGAAGAAGAUGAGUCCUCCUUGUAUAUCCAUCCACCCGCCCUCAGAGAGGGAACACCCCCAAAUGGCCUCACCCACAAAAAUGUCUGACUGCAGCAUGUUGCUGAGACGCAGGACGCCGUCCUACGACUUGUCCCCUCACACACAUGCCAACAUGCAAGACGCCUCUGCAGAUUCACUGACGCGCACACAGAUGCACUCCCCGAUGCACACGUCUCUCACACCCAUAAACGUACCGCUGCAAGCACACUCACCAACACACACACUUACACUCUCGCGGGCAUCUACUCCGACACACACUCAGGCAUACACUCCGCCACACCCAUCCACACCUACACUUCCACACAUCCCGAUCAGCCCGAACAUCUUCAUCCAGCCUCAUGCACCUCUCGUCCCGAUGCCUUUCUCACAGACGCACUCCCUCUCCCCUUCUGCGAGGCACUCCUCCCUCACAGGGGACUACAUCCCCCUCCCCCAGUUCACCUUCGAUCAACCACAGUCUAGAUACAUGAGCGGCCUGUCGGCCGGCCUAUCAGACACGGAUACGGCCACCUGCUCUUCCCCUUUCGACAACAGACUGGGAAGCGGUGCAGGAUUCAGUGCAAAGAACCGGAGGACCGCCCAAUGAACAACGGGCAUUGCCUGCAGGAAGUGAAUUAAUUGGUCCUACAUCUCUGAACCUUGGGUGACCUCAGCAGAGAUUGGUACACGGGAGAAAAUGAGAGAAAGAAGUUUACUGGGAGAGGAAUUUCUUUUUUUUGUCUUGAUGAAUACUGAAAACACAUGAAUUAUUCUUUCCAGAGAGACGCUGGUACAGUCCCAUCCUAGAAUAAUGAACAGUGGAUACAUUUUCCUGAACGCAGCUUGAAGGACAGCAGAUCCACUGAGGCUGUACCAGUCAAACAUUACCCACUGUACAUGGUGUGUUUGGGACUAAUACUAAUAACACACCAGGACUAAAGCCACCUAACUCCGUAGCCAAAGUUUUUAUUUGACACACUGUCCCCACCCACGCGAGCCAAUCAGGAAGCAGCGUCUGGCUGACAACCUCUGACAUUUUACAGGAAGCGGUUAGUGAAAUGCGAGCGUGGGGGGGAAUUGUGGGAUAUGCAACUUCAGGUUUUCUACAGAAGUUCUGCUUGCCCCUCCUCUGCUCCUCGAUCACAUUGAUCAGAGCAGUGUGUGUGUGUGUGUGUGUGUGUGUGUGUGUGUGUGUGUGUUUUUGUGUGUGUGUGAGCGUUUUCCUAUAUGCGAGUAUUGUCAAAUCCGUUGUCAUGGAAGUCGGCCAUGUUAUUCUUACGCCUGCAACGACAGAGAGGGGAAGCAGGGCAGAGCUGUAGUGUAUGUUUAUUUGUGUAUCUGUGCAGUGUAAAUAAAGGAAAAUACUGUAUUUGGUGAGAUUAAAAAUAGCUCUAUCCAUAUGCACAUAUUUUUAUAGAGAUCUAAAAUGUUUUUUGCACACAAAUUUGAAUUUCAAGUUGCUUGUUUUUCCUCUGUUGUCCUCUUGUGAAUGUAUGUUUCUUUUCAAAAACCGGAGAGAGCAGUGAAGGAGAUCAACCCUCCUUCUCAUCAGGCUAGCUGAGGUCGAGGAGUCGGAUUUUAUUUUUCUAUUUUUGAAAAAGAGAAAGAAGAGAACAGGGGUGUGAUGUGUUUCUGUAGCUUUGUCCCAGGUGUUAUGUAUUUGGUGUCUAAAUAACAGUCUUAGGAAGCGGGCUCAGUGAUGCAGGCCAAAUUCAUUUGAAGGUGUUUUUUCUACAUUGCACAGAGUACAGUUUAUCAUUUUGUGUACAUGUGUUGAGACUACUGGCUAAACUUGCGUGCUGUCUCUCCACACAUUCAGAUCUAAAUGUGGCUAUUAUUCCAAAAAAUAAAUCCAAAUCCAGUAGUGAAUUAAAUUAUACUGCAUUUUAAUGCAACACCAAAAAAAACAAACUGCUGCACUUCAAUGAAUUUAUUUAUUUGUCCAGGUAAAAUAUAAAACUUGCAGAUAGCUAAAUAUCUCUGUGAGCUGAAGUGGGAAAAUAUACAGUAUGAAAAAUCUCUGAGCCCCCCUUCUGCAGAUGUGUUCAAGCUGGAUCAGCUCCGACACCAGUGUUUCUGUACAUCUAAAGACAACCAAACUAACUAACUUACUAAAUAUGUGUAGCCAGAGUGCAAUAAUAAUAAUAUAUACCUGUGGAGAAUAUAGUAACAUCCACACUACAUAAAACAACCACACUCUUGUGUUAGUACAUACUGUAGAACUACUAUAUAUGAUAUAAACCCAUUUUUAUAUGAUCAUCGAGAGUAUUUAUAGCUCUAGUGUUACUGUAGGAACUUACCCCCUGGGUGAGGCUGUAAGCAGUGUUAGCUACUGUAGCUUUCUCUAAAAGAUCCGGGUCCCCCCCCCCCCGCUGAUGGUGUUUCUGUAAACAGAAGAGUGACGUGCAUCUCUGCUGAGGACUCAAUAACCCAUUUAGCUCCUCUCAAUUUUAUUUUCCCUUCCUGACCACCACAUUAGAUCAGCAUAACACGACACACCAUAUGUGUUACCUACAUAUCACUUCUGUUAAAAAGUAACCUUGAUUCAAUCAUGCAACCCCAAAGGUGUGAAUGACGAGCAUCUUCCUUCCAGUGAGCGAAUGUUUUCUUACCGAGCCAUACCUUUUAUUCCGACACAGCACAAUAUGUAUUUAAUUCUAUUUUGUGUGUCUGGUUAGGCACAGGUACACAAGAAAGAAGCAUGUUUGUAUUAACUAUUUAUGUACUACUGAUUACUCUUUUAAAGGCAGCUGGCUGGGUCGGCGUCUUCAUUUCUUUUGAUCAGCAUGUAAGAUGCACAACUCCUCAGUAAUCUGAGUGAAAAGUGCUUUGAUGCUGCACCAUGAUCACCACACGCCCAGUAUUUCAUAUACUAAAAUUGUAUUCAUCUUGAUAUGUACUGGCAACCAAAUUCAAAGUGUUUUUCAUUUAUUAACUGAGUGACAAAGAGUCUCUGGAGGUCGGUAAAAACUCUGAAAUAGCAUUAAACCACAUGACGCUUUGGACUUUUUUGAAUAACGAAAAUUGAAAACAUUUUUACAGAGGAUUUUUAUGUACAUUUUUCAGAUGCAAAAUUGGCAAUUCAUCACGCUGAAACUAGCAUUAAAAGCCUUUAAGGGUUUACCGACACCUGCAGAAACCCUUAACAACAAUGAGGUCAAAUUAUCAUCAGAUUAUCAUCAGAUUAUAAUUCUCCUUCAACACUCUUAUCACCUUUAAAUCUCCCAAGCAGUAUGCAUGUAGAGGGAAAAAUAGAGAGAUAAAACAUAAGGCUAAAAGAAAAGAGAAACUAUUGUAUGUUAGCUUCAGUUUGCCAUAGGUCAACUCCUUUUGACAUGUGUGCACGACAGCGCAGCCGCUUGCUUGGUUGUCAUCCAUCCAAAUUGAGAUAAAGGUUGGCAUGUUGCAAAAGGCAAGGACGAUGGAAUCACAAUUUGAAAAUGUUGCUGCUUGUGAACGCAGCUUUCGAUAGCGCUCUUCUUCCAGUUGUGACAUGCAGAUGGAUUCUGAGAUGUUGUCCUCCCUCCUGUACAUGACACAGUUGGUCGUCCCCUGGUUUAAAAAUGAUUUGAAUACAGUAUGUGCUUGAACAUCACUGUUAUGUGCGUAACUGCUUUGUCCUGUUUUAUGUCCUCUUCCUGCACAGAUUGUCAGCAAUGGGAGUUUUUAAGGAGUCUGAAGACGGCCUCUUUCUGUCCCACUCUUAUUUGACUUAGUGCAGACAACCCCGAUCUACAGCAAAUCGCCAUAUUAAUCGACACAGUUUGGUAGAGUGACUGCAUAAUUGUUCUUUACAGAUCUUUGGAUCUCAGUAUUUAAAUCCUGUUUUUUGAGGAAACAGUUUUGACUAUUGCAUGUUCUUAUUUAAGAAAAAAAAUCUUUUGGGAAAGAAUUAUCUGGAUGUUUUAGACAUUUUGAUAUUUGCAUUUUCAGAUGUUUCCAUUUGUAGAUUGACUACCUAAUUGCACUGGGCUCUGACUAAUUGGUAUCUGAUAAAAUACUGAUUAAAUGACCAUAUUCUUUAUUGUCCAAUGCAAUACUAGGUGGUUAUUUACUGUAUGAGGACAGAGCUUGUCUUUAUACAGUUUUAUAGAGAGACAUGGAAACCUAGCUGGUUCAAUUUUGUUCAGAACCGACGUUAUUUAAUGUUGAGGUGAUAACUUUUUUCACUUUUUCUUCCUGAUACUCGAAACAUGCUAGAACUCUGGUGAUGGUGAAACUAAUUAACUGAUGUAUAUUUUAUGUAGGAGUAGCCUCAGCCCUGAUGCUCUGUAACGGACAGUUAAGGAUAGUGAUAAGUCGUGCUCUCUGGGUUGACACUGAGCUGGUCCGGCCUCUCACUGAAGCCCCGAUCACGCUCCCGUCGCCAUGACACCAGACUCCCGAAAGUUCAAACUGUGAUAGAACUUGACUUUGAUGAAUCAGAAGUGUUUUCUUUCUUUCUUUUUCUUUUUUACAAUCCUUCAGUGAUUGCCCCAGGCACCCCCACCCCCUAGACCCCCCAAGCCUUACAAGGUGGGGAGGAGGUGUGUUUUAUCUGUCAGAGGAGAGCCAACGUGUCUGCAAUAAUAAGUUCUCCAUUAUUCCCUGUGACAGAGGGAGAAGGGAGGGGACAGGGGAGGUGUUUAAAGGCUCGACACUCAGUCGGACUCUCUACAUUGUAUCGUUGCUGAUUAUUGUGUGAUGACCAACCGUUGUCCUGAAGGAUGUUUCCCUGUCUAUUAAAAAAUACAAGAUUUUUUUAUUCCUGA